AUGUCUCGCCCAUAUGAUCUAGUGUUAUUCGGAGCUUCCGGAUUUACCGGAGAAUACGUUCUGGAAACCUUUGUCAAAUCAGAAUAUCACAAGAAGCACACUCUGGCCAUUGCCGGAAGAAACCGCUCAAAAUUGGAGAAAUCGCUGGACAAAGUAGCGAAUUUAACUGGUAAGCGUGGUUAGAGUAAACUGCAGAUGGACUAAAGCAAAAAAAUUAAAUUUUGACUAUUUUCAGAGCAGAACCUAUCGCAUAUUCCCAUUCUAAUCGCUGACGCUUCGGAUUACCAAAGCUUGGUGGCCGUUACAAGCCAAACGAAAGUUGUGAUUACUGUAGUUGGACCGUUCUAUCAAAAUGGCGAAAAACUGAUCGAGGCUUGUCUAGAGGGGCAAAGCUCGUACGUGGACAUUACUGGAGAGCCUAUGGCAAGUUUGCAUGAAAUUUUUACAAACUCGGACCUGAUCAUGUGUCAAAAAAAUGCAUCCAAAAUGAGAAGAACGCAAAUGAAAUGUAUCCCAAAGAAGAGGAUGCAUUUCAUUUGCGUUCUGCCCAUUUGGAUGCAUUUCUUUGCCACAUGAUUCGGUCCGGAACUUUACCAUCACAACGUAAUUUCAGUUCGAAGAAGAAACAAAACUAAAGUAUGGAGAGCAGGCCAAAGAAAGAGGAGUCUUUAUAAUUAACUGUUGUGGAUUCGGCAGUAUCCCUUGCGAUCUUGGGAUCCAAAGACUGAAGAAGGAGUUCCCCGGGACGCUGGCUUAUGUGGAAGCCGUCGCUCAGAACAACCCUGGGCCUCAUGUAAGUCUACACUCUUUAUUUCUAGAGUAAAAUUUGUCACAGAGAAGUAAUUGCCUAAUCACUUGCAAAAAACUUAUAGGGCUACACAUUCAAUCACGGAACUUUUGACAGUGUCGUUUUGGCGAUGAAUGGAAUCGUGAGAAAUGAGCGCAAAAUCAAGGAAAUCCGAAGACAAAUCAUGCCGACGAAGCUCGCACAAACUGAUCAUGGCCCGGGAAAACGGUAAGCACCCCUUUUCAACCAGUAACUCAAAGAAAAUCAAUGAGGUUUUCAACCACUUUUUAUUUCCAGUUGCCCAGUUUCAAAAGAUCAAUACACCGGAAACUAUCUGCUACCUUUCCCAGGGACUGACCCCUACUGCUCGGAACUCACUCAAUACUACGAUGCCGUUGAGAACAACAAGUAUCCAGUCAAGAUCAGCACCUAUUGCGCCGUUCCAUCACUUUUCGCGGUCAUUGGAGUGGUCCCUAGGCUUAUGGCGGUCAUCGGACUAGCUCAAUUUGAUCGUACUAGGAAAUUUGUAUUGGAUAAUCCAGAGCUUUUCACCGCGGGGCUACUUUCAAAGGAAGGGCCGACUAGACAACAGGUUGCUACCGUAAGCAAAACUUUAAAAAUUUUUAGCGUUUCUGCAUGCUCUUAUACUACAGUGAGGGACCUGAUCCAGCAGCAAAAAAAGUACCAUUUUGCAUCCGGGAAGUAUCAAAAAUGUGGCAAAAUACUUCCCUCUUCAAGUGAAAAAACUUCGUUUUGAAGAGCGCGCGCGCCCUUUCCCACAGAAAAAGAGGAGCGCUUUUGAAAUAAGAGUUUUUUCGCUUGAAGAGUGAGGCAUUUUGCUAUAUUUUUGAUGCUUCCCAUAUGCAAAAUAGUACGUUUUUUGCCACAGGAUGAGGUCGCACAAUAAGAGCAGGAGCGCUUUUUCCACUGGAUCAUGUCCCCACUGUAUUUACCCACCCUUUUCAGAGCACAAUCACCUAUUACGUAUACGGCACCGGAUGGGCUGAGGACGAGCCUCAACCCUCAAAACAGCCCACCUUAAAACUAAAUGGGCGGGUUGAUGGGCCAGAUUUGGCGUAUGUUGCAACAGCCGGAUGUCUUUUAUCAGCUGCGGUAACCAUUCUUGAGGACAAGGACAUGAUGCCCAGAACGUAAGCCUUUUCAUUUUUUUGGCCUAGUCUAAUAUCCCAAGGCUAAAAGAUUAUUUUUCCAGUGGUGGCGCUUACAGCCCUGGCUGGGCUUUCAACAAUACCCGGAUCUGGGAGCGAUUGGAAAAGUUUGGAAUAACUUUUAGAACAUUCUAA
Molecule: messenger RNA, 2091 nt
Organism: Bursaphelenchus xylophilus (pine wood nematode)
Lineage: Eukaryota; Metazoa; Nematoda; Chromadorea; Rhabditida; Aphelenchoididae
Source: the annotation of a GenBank genome assembly